UAUGACGGACACUCAUCUCAUGUAGAUUUAAAAUUAGUUGAAAUUGCUAGAAACAACAAUGUUACAAUUAUAUUGUUGCCACCACAUUCAAGUCACUUGUUACAACCAAUGGACUUAUCAGUUUUUAAAUCAAUUAAAACAGUAUGGGAUCAACGAUUAUGUUCAUGGAACCGAAGUCAUCAAGGUCAAAAACUUCCCAAACAAGAUCUCUCGAGAAUUAUAUGCAGUAUUUGGGCACAAUUAGACACAAAAAUAAUAGAAAAUGGGUUUAGAAAAGCAGGGAUUUAUCCCUUUAACCGAAAUGCAGUUGAUAAAUCUAAAUUUGACCCUAUAAGUCUAAGUAGGUGGGAAGUUAGUAACACCCAAGAAAAUAACCAAACUACUGAUGAUCAAACUUCAACAACCGAAAUGUAUAAUGACUUAGUUAUCUAUAAUGAAGCUUCAACAUCAACAUGUAUUGCCAGCAAUAACAAUUUCAACUCAAAUCAAGCUUCAACGUCAACUGAAAAAAAUGCAGAAACAGAAAUAUUAAAUAAUAGUAAAUCGUUUGAGGAGCUAUUAUUGAUUUCUAUGAAGCAAGUUGCCGUAGAGAAAACUACCAGAAAGCAGGUAACUAGCGGAGCUACAGUUAUUACUUCUGAAGAAGUUAUAAAUAUUUUAAAAGCAAAAGAACAAGAAAAGGACAAACCAAAAAACAACAAGAAAAAAAAACAGUCUGAAGAAGUUGUAAAUGAAGAAGAGAUUCAAGACGUUAUAGAUAUAAAUUUGAAUCAACCUAAUGAAAACUUAAAUAUAAGUUUUGUCAGUGGAGUGUCUGAAAUCAGUGAUUUAUUAAAUGAAUUGGAAAGAGAAGAAGAGGAUUUAGCAGAAGAAGGAUAUAUGUUUCGCACAAAAAAUUGUGUUGAUGAUUGGGUUUUAAUUAAAUAUAAGCUUGAAGGAAAAUCUGCAAAAUCAUUACAUUAUGUAGGUAUUAUAAAAGAAGUCUUUGAUGGUAAGCAUAAAAUAAAAUUUGUCAAACUGAAGUCUGAGAAUAAACAUUCUACUACUUUUGUAUAUCCUAUUGCCGAUGAUAUAGAUGAAGUUUCAGAAUCUGAUAUUAUAUGUAGUCUACCAAAACCAACAAUUGGAAGAAGGGGUCAACUCGUUUUUGGAAUCACUUUCAGUCAAUAUAAUCUGAAAAAGUAACUUAAA
Acyrthosiphon pisum (pea aphid) is the source of this 1191-nucleotide messenger RNA. RefSeq lists its product as uncharacterized. NCBI's taxonomy places the organism in Eukaryota, Metazoa, Arthropoda, Insecta, Hemiptera, Aphididae. The record is from RefSeq and is a predicted model, not a curated record. The transcript has a single exon. The coding region runs from base 109 to 1185 and encodes 358 amino acids.